CAUCACUUCCUGUGUCAGGGUCCUGGUUACGACCCGUCCUCAGGUGUCUCCGCCUCUCUGGACUUCCACCCGUUCGGGGCGUUGGGGCCAUACGUGUACGGAGACCCCACCUACAGAAAGAACGCCACACGGGAUGCCACGGCGACACUGAAGGCGUGGCUCAACGAGCACCGUAAGAACCCGUACCCAACCAAAGGCGAGAAGAUCAUGCUCGCCAUCAUCACCAAGAUGACGCUGACCCAGGUCUCCACGUGGUUCGCCAAUGCACGGCGGCGCCUGAAGAAGGAGAACAAGAUGACGUGGACGCCCCGGAACCGCAGCGAGGACGAGGAGGACGAUGACAACGGAGAGCUGGAACGCCACGUCGACAUCGAGGCGGCGAAGAGCAACGACAUCGAGAGCAAGAGCCACGCACCUCGGUCUCGCUCUCCCUCGGUCGUGGACUCUUGUGUAUUGAUGUUAGACAGUGGUGGCGGCGCUGACCCAGAUCGAGGUUUCUUUGAUCCGGACUUUAAGGACUCGGUGGACCGGAGGCUGCCCCGGCUCAUAGGCCCCGCCCCCUCCGAGGCCCCGCCGGAGUGCCCGGCGUCUAAAGAUCACAUAGACUCCUGCAGUGCCGUCCAGAACCCGACCCCCAAACCCAAACUGUGGUCUCUGGCUGAGAUGGCCAUGUCUGUGGACAAACAUAAAAGAUGUACAGACCCGUCACUGAGCACGGGGGCCGUCCAUGCCACGCCGGUGCUGCGGACCACGUUCACCCACAGCCACCUGUACUACAGCACCCCCCUCCUGCCUGGGUACUCGUAUGGCGCCCUUGGGCCGCUGCAAGGCUCAGCACCGCAUUCAAACAGAUUACAGGAGACGAUGCUGCAGAGAGCCGACACCAGAGACAUCCAGCUGCACAGCCAUGAACUGAACACAGGCAUGAGUAGCACCUAGACCUGGAUCACCUGAACCACCUAGACCACCUGGACCACCUAGACCACCUGGACCAGGACCCUCAGAAACCUUUGUCCACACGGAUCUGACAGGGCGGUCCCUGGAUAUCAGACACAGACGAGCUGUGACUGACUGUGAAACAAACACUUUGAAACGUUUUUUCUAUGUUGAUCAGAUGUUUGUAGUGCGUUUCUGCACAAACAUAAAGUCUCAUUAAAAAUAGUUUUAUUAAUACUGAGACGAACAACGGCCAUUUUUCAACUAAGACCUGCCACAGUGAUACAACCGCUCAGGAAACGUGAAUGAACAUGAAUGAACGUAUGAAGAAAUCUUCAGGGCUGAAAGAAAAAAGAUGUUCAGACUGAAGUCAAGAUUUAACUCUGAUCUGCACGUUCAGCACAUGAUGUUAUUAUCAAAAUAAUCAUCAAAUUGUUUUAAUUAUUAUUAUCAUUAUUAUUAUUAUCAUAUCAAUCCUCUAAAAAGUCAUAAACAGACUUCUGAACGUUCCUUCAGUUUUAAAGUAAAACAGAGAUCUCAGUCUCAACAUCCACGAGCUCACUGCUAACAGCUAAUUCAGCCAAU
Larimichthys crocea (large yellow croaker) is the source of this 1521-nucleotide messenger RNA. It is a transcript of the gene irx5b, whose product is annotated as iroquois homeobox 5b. The annotation marks the transcript as partial. The transcript has 2 exons. Gene Ontology annotation, biological process: regulation of transcription by RNA polymerase II; neuron differentiation; cell development. Gene Ontology annotation, cellular component: nucleus. Gene Ontology annotation, molecular function: RNA polymerase II cis-regulatory region sequence-specific DNA binding; DNA-binding transcription factor activity, RNA polymerase II-specific. The record is from RefSeq and is a predicted model, not a curated record. Lineage: Eukaryota; Metazoa; Chordata; Actinopteri; Sciaenidae.